Molecule: messenger RNA, 621 nt
Organism: Ustilago hordei
Lineage: Eukaryota; Fungi; Basidiomycota; Ustilaginomycetes; Ustilaginales; Ustilaginaceae
Product: putative 2,3-bisphosphoglycerate-dependent phosphoglycerate mutase
Exons: 2
Coding region: 1-621 (206 amino acids)
Biological process (GO): glycolytic process
Molecular function (GO): intramolecular phosphotransferase activity
Source: RefSeq, a predicted model, not a curated record
AUGGUCGGAACUCUCGUCCUCACCCGUCACGGCCAAUCCGAAUGGAACAAGCUCAACCUUUUCACCGGUUGGAAAGAUCCCGCCCUCACCGAACUCGGUCGUGAAGAAGCCCUUUCCGGUGCCAAAAAGAUCGCCGCAGCCGGCGUCAAAUUCGAUGUCGCCUUCACUUCCGCACUCCAGCGGGCCCAGACCACCCUCGGUAUCCAACUCAAAGAGAUCGGUCAAGAGGAUAUCCCUAUCCACAAGGACCAAGCUCUUAACGAGCGCGAUUACGGAGAGUUGAGUGGUCUCAACAAAGACGACGCCCGAAAGAAAUGGGGCGAGGACCAAGUUCACAUCUGGAGAAGGAGCUACGAUGUUCCCCCUCCCGGUGGAGAGAGCUUGAAGUUGACCGCGGAGAGAGUUUGGCCUUACUACCACAAGGAGAUUCUGCCGUUGGUUAAGGAGGGUAAGAAUGUGAUUGUUGCUGCUCACGGUAACUCGUUGAGGGCUAUGAUUAAAGAUAUUGAGGGUAUUAGCGAUGAUGACAUUGUCGGCCUCGAGCUCGCAACCGGUGUCCCUAUCCUUUACAAGCUCGACCAGGACGGAAAGAUUGUCUCGAAGGAGAUUCUUCAGGGAUAA